AUGCAUGGAGAAAACAUUCCGAAAGAGAUUCAUUCGGCCACGGGUCUGACCACGCCAAAGGCGAAGCGGGUGCGCUUCACGCUCCACCUGGUGCCCGAGGACCUCAAGCCCAAGCAGAAGGAGCCGGUCGUCAUCAUAGACGAUGUCGAGGAGUUCGACAGCGGCACUGGGGUGCGGGACGUGUUCGGGCGCAAGAGUCCGCGCGAGGAUGCGGACGACAGCGAGGACGAGGAGCCGCUCGAGCCGCGGGUGCUGCCGCUGCGGCCAGUGCCGCCGAAUCCCUACGAGGACGAGGAGAUGUCCGUGGUCUAUGCCGAGCAGCACUCGGAGAUCCGGCUGAUGUGCGAGGUGGAUCUGGACUUUGCUUCCAGCAUGUGGUACAAGAAUGGCCAGGUCGUCCACGCCAUGGACCGCACCAGCCGAGUCACCGACUACCGCUUCAUCAAAGAGGCUAAUGGGGCGCUAACCAUUACCAAUGUCAUGCUGGAGGACGACGGCAAGUGGCAGUGCGAGGCGGAGAAUACGCGCCGCUACACGGAGAAUGCCCGACCCGUCAAGCUGGUGGUUCUGGAUCGCCCCAAGCCCCCGUAUCUGCUCAUCGACUCCCGUCGCCUCGACGCCGGCAACAUCUUUGUGCCCGUCAAGCAGAACUCCGAACUGAAUCUGGCCUGCAUCAGCGAGGGCGGCAAUCCGCGGCCCACGCUCACCUGGGAGGUGCUGCUCAGCCCCGGCGUGGAUCGGCACGCCCAGAAGGUGUCCGCCGAGGUGCUCGAGCUGGAGGAGAUCAAGAACGAGAAGGACAAGAAUGGCUACAAAAUCAACAGCGGGGCCAAGAGCGAGGCCCGUCUUGCGGCCGUGUAUCGAGCACAUCACAACGCCCGAAUCCUGUGCGUGAUGGAGCAUCCCACCCUGAAGAUACGCCAGAACGCCUCUCUCCUGCUGGACGUGCAAUAUACGCCAUCCUUUGCCAUCUCGCGCACACCUGGCUUUGGGUAUCCGCUCCGCGAGGGCAUCGAAGUUAGCCUCAAGUGCGACGUCGACUCGAAUCCCCGAGCACGCCGCGCUGGCAGAAGGACGACGGUGCCGCAGACCGGCGAUGGCUUCCUCAACUUCACAUCGAUACGGCGCGAGCAUUCCGGCUGGUACAAGUGCACAUCCCGUCAUCUGAACUUCCAGUACUCCUCGAUUGGCUAUUACCUCAGCGUGCGAUACGAUUCGGUGGAUGUGACCUCGGAGCCCGACGAUCAGGAUGUGUCCGUGGCAGCCGCCUCGCAUAAUCCCAAGGGCCAGCUGGAAGUGCAGCUCGGCGGCGCCGUCACCCUGCAGUGUCCGCAAGGUUCUUUGGGCUGCUGGUCGCACUUGAAUCCCAUUUCGGCACGUCUGCGCGGCCUCGGCUACGGGAGCAGCCAGCCGACGGGCCAGUUCUCGCUCAAGGACGUCAUGUACCAGGAUGCGGGCGUCUACAAGUGCGUGGGCCAGCCGCUGGCCAACAAGAAGAAGCUGGAGGUGCUGCAGAGUGUCACCGUCUCAGUGAAGGGUAAGUCUCAAGGAUCGCCACCACCGGGGCUUAGGGAAGUUUACUUAACGAAUCUCCGUGAAUCUCCGGCCCUGACCGCCGCGCCCGUCGCCUAUCCGGGCUCCCCCUUGCACCUCAACGUGGAGUUCUGUGCCAAUCCGCCGGCCCAUGCCGCCCGCUGGCUGCACGGCGAUCGCGUCUUCACGCCCGGCAACCAGUACGGCAGCACCGUUCUGGCCUACUCCGUGAAGGAUCUGCCCACGCCCUACUGCAAGGAGGCGCGCCUCACCUACGUCAGCAUGCACGAGCGGGUGCCCCGCACCUUCUACUUCAUUGUCUCGUCGCCGGGGGGCGUGGCCGAGGCCGUCUUCAAUGUGAACUUCACCAAGCGCCACCGCACGAUGUCCAAUGCCAUCGACGACGACGAGGAGGAGGAGCUCAACCGACCCGAGCAGAUCCACUUUCCCGUGUUCAACAGCAACACCGCCACCCCCGCCACAGGCCGAGGCGUAGGACAAGCCCUAGCUGUGGCUCUGGCUCUGGCUAUGUCUCUGAUCUGUUGCCAUUAACUUUAAGUGGCGGAGUGAUUGAGUGAUUGCAUGUGGGUGUGUGUGUGAGUGAGUGAGUGAGUGAAUGCGGAGUGAAUGCAUAGUAAGUGCUUUGUUUUUGGUGGGCCCUGACUCGUUCGUUCAACCAAAUGCUCUAUGUAAUCUAACCCACUACCACUAAGCGUAGGCCUGUACUUGUAUGUUACUCGAUA
Messenger RNA from Drosophila miranda, 2276 nucleotides. RefSeq lists its product as uncharacterized. Bases 1 to 2085 code for a protein of 694 amino acids. The transcript is spliced from 10 exons. Gene Ontology annotation, cellular component: cell-cell junction. Gene Ontology annotation, biological process: cell-cell adhesion. Gene Ontology annotation, molecular function: cell adhesion molecule binding. The record is from RefSeq and is a predicted model, not a curated record. Lineage: Eukaryota; Metazoa; Arthropoda; Insecta; Diptera; Drosophilidae.